Messenger RNA from Staurois parvus, 324 nucleotides. Lineage: Eukaryota; Metazoa; Chordata; Amphibia; Anura; Ranidae. The record is from the annotation of a GenBank genome assembly.
CAGAGGCACAUGGCGCAGGGUGGCGGUGGAGGCAGCAGCAAUGGAAGGCCAUACAGCACCCUAUCACAAAAUGGAACCCACCAAUAGUGUAAGGAGAGACCUGAAAGUGGCACAUGGCAGAGUCUGGUGAUGAAGUCAGCAGCAAUGGGAGGCCGUACAGGGACCCAUGACACACUCUGGACCUGGCAGCAGCUGCUUACGCUCCGCCACUCUGCCAUGGGCCCCUGUACCGCCUCCUCAUGCUGCUGCCAGGCCCGUAAUCUGCCAGCACCCUAUCACAAAAUGGAACCCACCAACAGUGUAAGGAGACCUGAAAGUGGCACA